Messenger RNA from Colius striatus (speckled mousebird), 2417 nucleotides. RefSeq names its product CKLF like MARVEL transmembrane domain containing 3 (gene CMTM3). Lineage: Eukaryota; Metazoa; Chordata; Aves; Coliiformes; Coliidae. The transcript is spliced from 5 exons. Gene Ontology annotation, cellular component: membrane. The record is from RefSeq and is a predicted model, not a curated record. Bases 60 to 578 code for a protein of 172 amino acids.
ACCCAGCCGCAGCAGCCGCUCGCCCCGCAGCCGAGCCCCGGCGCUCCGAGCCCGCCGCCAUGGAGGAGCCCGAGCCCGCGGGGACUGCUGCGGGGCAGCCCGGGCUGCGCGCGCUCCUGCCCCCCCGCGAGUUCCUGUGCUCCCGCAAAGGGCAGCUGCUGCUCGCCGAGGCGGUGCUGUCAUUUAUCAUCUUUAUCUGCUAUAUUGCAUCUCCAGCUGUUGCUUUCAUGAUGGCACCACUCCUAGAGUUUUUGCUGGCACUCUUUCUUUUUUUUGCCUAUGCCUUCAAACUUAAUGAGAAGUUUAAAGGACUCUACUGGCCUUUGACGGAUUUCUUGCGGUGUGUCACUGCUGCCAUUAUUUACUUUGCCAUUUCAAUUGCUGCUGUCUCAAAAUACAAUGAUGGAUCAGCUAAAGCAGCAGGAGUGUUUGGAUUUAUAGCCACAAUCGUGUAUGCCAUUGAUUUCUACAUAACCUUCAACGACCUGGUCACUUUUCUCAAGCAAGGGCAAGGUGGUUCCGAUUCCCCCGAGAGGCGCAAGUCAGAAGAUGAGGACUCUGAUUCUGACUCAGACUGAAGAACCAAACACCAACCAAGCGUGAAGGGAAGAUGAUCAAGCACUUUCCUCUUUGCUGAAUGCACUGCCAAUUGAAAUAUCUCCUUUAUUUCAGCCUUGGUAUCCUCUUUCCAUCUCACUGUUCAUGGAGUCACCAAAGCGUAGACAGGGCAGUGAUCUGGAAAAGGACACUAUUCCCAACAUCAUUACAUACUCUGUUAGAACUAUGGAUUUUACAGUAGUUCAACCUGUCACAGAAGUCUGUAUCCAAACAGCACAUCUCAUUUCUCCCCUGCUCCUCCUUACUCGGCACUACAAUGUACUGAGUGAAUGGGAACAGAGCAUUUUAAAUGUAUAAGCAGAGCUUUUGAUAUGCUUUCUUAACUCCAGAUCUUUAACCCUUAUAGCUUUUAUACUUUUUCCUGUGCCAAGGAGGAGAGGCUCAGAAUGCCUCUCCUUUAUUUGUAUUUUUCUUAAUUGACUAACAGUAUUUCUUUAUCUGAAGCUUGAAUAUUCCACUAUCUCAAGAACUGAAGGCAUAGAUUAUAGUUAACAUGUUGGUUUCAAUACAGUUAUAUCUACUGCCUAUCUGCAACAAGUGACAACUGGAAAUCUGCAGCAAGAACAAACCUCAAAGUAUGAUUGUGCCACAGGGGAGCUGGCUCAUCAAACAUUCACUAUCACUUUUUUAAGCUGCUUGGAUGGAGUCACAUCCCAGUUUCUGCAGUUUCACCACAGAAAAGAAAUAGAACAGAUGAGGCAUGGUCUAACCAGCCCCUUUCCUGCCAUUUGUGUGGAAGCCCCUGGGCGUGUUUGCACACACAGGUAAGGAAGGUUUGCUAAAUACCAUCCAACAGCACCUGCAUACACAGCCUGACAGUAUUUGUGUGCAAGACAGCACUGAUCUCAUGCUGUGUUGCACACACUGGUCCUCCUGGGAGAGGUGGCGCUGGGCUCAGUCCGCUGACUUCACAAAGCAGACGACCCUCUGGAAAACUCAGGAUAGCUGGGCCCCAGGAGGGCAAUGCACCCUUCCCACUGUGAAAAGGCAAAAAACCCUCCAAACUAAUGUCUGCAAUGAAAUUAAUUUCCCUAGACUCUCUUUUUGAGACGUGUGGUUUUCAGUUUCGUUGGGUUUUUUGUUUUGUUAUGGGUUCUCUUCCUCUGGAAAGACAUGAUUUAUGUCAUGGUCCAAUAUUCUGGGGGAAAAGCCUUCUGAGUUUGCAAGAAGGCAUUUUCCCAGGUAGCAGAACCUACCUUGAAAUAUUUAUGUGCACCUAAAUGCAUACUGCUUGGAAAAAGCAUGACAUGCUCCUUGCAUAUGGCAUCAGGUAGGUCUACUUCAAAGAAACCUAAAGACACUUAAAUUAAUAUAGUACCGGAACAGGUGGCCUUAACAAAAAAGUAAUUAAACUGAGAGCAGACGGUACUAACAGAGUAAAUGAACAUCAGGGAUAAAUCAAUAAAGACAGAUUUCCUUUGGAACAAGGUCAUGGCUUGGGUUCCAGGUCCCUGCUAGCAGCUGGCUGCUAACAGCAGACACACGGUACCAAACAGAGAGCAGGUGCUGGGGAAGGUGCUGGCCAUGGCCAGAGGGGCCCAACGUGCAGCUCUGGUAUCUCCUCUUUCCACACCACUGAGAAAGCAAAACAAAUGGUUGCUUCUACGUGUGACAAACCACCUUUGCUUUUAUGAGAAAGAGCUUUUUGGACAUUUUCCUGUAUGAAAUGACACUUUUUGCUCUUUUCUGUUGUCAUAUUCUACUGGACGCACUGUGACGUCAGGGGACUUGGGCUCAUUUUUAUAUUCAAUUGUUUUGUAUUACUCUUUUUUUAAUUAAAAUAUGUACUGCAUGUCACA